AACUGCCAUUCCUAUUCUUGCCAGAACAGGAGAGAUACGGAGAUAGCGAUUGGUCUAGUGAUUCUAUAAUAGAACGUCCUUUGAAGCCUUCUCCAGGGAGCGGUUUUAUUGGCGAGUGAGUCAGACGUUGUGCGCAAGUGCGGAAAGAGUUGGCCGUGGCCAUUCGAAAGCGACUUGGCGGCUGGCGUUCGAGAAGCGCCGGCGAAGAGAGGCGGAUAUAUAAACUCUGCACCUUUCCAAAAUGGAGAAACCUUCGGUCAGUUUGUGGGUGAAGAUGGAGCCUUUCAUAGUGGGAGCAUUGCAAAUCCCUCCUCCUUCCAAGUUUAGCAUGCAUUAUCUUCGGAAAAUGUCAACCUAUGUCAGAAUGCGCUCUGGCCAAGGCUAUUAUCCAUACCUUACCUGGUCUAUGUGGCGACACAUUGCUUGUGGAAAACUGCAACUAGAGAAAGAGCUGGCAUGGCUUUACUUUGAGUCGUUUGACAGUCUUGUUGAGAAGACUUCAGAGGAACGACUAGAAUGGGCUGAAGUGAUAUCUGGCUGCGCAACUGAGGAAGAGACAGAGAAGGAAAGGAAUCGGUUAUUCGUGGAUACUCUUCAGUUCCUGCUAUUCCUUUAUAUUCAGCAAUUAAACAAGGUUUCUUUGAGGACAUCCUUCCUUGGAGAUGAGUGGCCAAAUCCUAAAUCUCACAGUGGGCUAAAAGAAUCUACCAAUCAGAUUAAGAAUUGGAAUGACAACUACCACCAUGACUUUGUUGAAAACCAUCUCCAAGAUCUUCUGGAAUUGUUACUGGACCCAGAUCAGCUUAGUGCCUCCUCUCAUUCUAUGCACAACAGCCUGCUAUCCCCCAAAGCUGUUCAAGCUCUUAGUUUCCUUAUUGAAGGAAGUGUGGAUCAAAAUAGGACUGUCCACCCUCUUCAUGAACUUGCACUUUGGCAGCCAUUGCAUGCCAAGAGUGGCUUCUCGAAACUUUCCAAAGCCUUCUCCUGUGCCAAAUUCGAAUCAUGGUUGAGGGCUUGUCUGACUGGGAACCCAUUUGGAGCAACAGCCUGCCUCACAUCUGGAAGAAAGCUUGCAUGGGCGCAGCAAGUUGAAGGAACAACUAAACGAGCUAAAAUAGCUUGCAAUACUCACAUAGUCCCUUCAGUUCAUCGUGUGAUUGUGAUGAGCCAGGUUUACAAACAAACAUUAGCAAAGAGCUCUGUUACCCUAGAAGAUACUCAUGUGAAGAUUCAUCGGUGCUGUGAAUCUUUUAUCUAUUUACUAUCUCCACUGAGGUCUGUAACCAUAGAAAAAUGCAGGAAUAGUACCUUUGUCCUUGGCCCAGUGCAAACUGUAGUACAUCUCCAUAGUUGUGACAAUGUCAAACUUGUUGCUGUUUGCCAUCGCCUAUCUCUGUCAUCUACGACUGGUUGCACUUUGCACGUUCUCACUCCAACCAGACCUCUUAUAUUAUUGGGUAACCAAGCAAUAACUUUUGCUCCCCUCCAUACCCAUUAUCCAAUGCUUGAGGAUCACAUGGGCAGAACGGGCCUAGCUACUGUGCCUAACAAUUGGGAUAAUCCAAUGAUAGUAUGUAAAGAAAACUCUGAUCGGGAAGUAUUCAGACUUCUCCCACCCUCAGAAUUUUACCCCUUUGUUGUUCCAUUUGAAAUGGAGGGAGACACAACAGAAAUACCUGGUGGUCUGCCAUCUGUAUAUCAGAAAGCACUGAGCCAACGGGAACAGAGGAUACGAAUCUGGCAGAAAACGGUGAAGAAAGCAGAGUUGACCAAGAAUCAGAGGAAGACUUUCCAGAUGUUAGUGGAGAACAAAUUCUAUGAAUGGCUAGUCCACACAGGCAGCCGUCAACAGCUUGAUAGCUUGGUACUUCCUGCUGCAGGAUCUAAACAGGCAGCAGGAUAGGAGAACCCUUGAAGCAACCAAAUCAUCAGUUCUGGAGAUGCACUGUGCCAAGUGAAAAGUAUUUCCCUCAUAAUAGACUGGGGCCAACCUGAAGUUUAGAAACAUGAAUUUGCUUAAUGGCAUUAUCAAGAAGGAAAUGGACGUUACUGCAUAUUUCAUAUCAAUUGCUCUGGAUCUUUAUCGGAGGAUCUUGCUAUUAAUACUUCACUGUAUACUUGAGAGAAAAAUGUAAAUUCCUAGCAUAUUUAAAUGUGCAGGAAAAGGUGUUAUUUUCCUGAUGUAAAGAUAGUGGUACUGCUCUGAUUGCUGGGUAAUUUUUUUUUGUUAUUAAUUAAAUAUUGUUUAUAUUAAUGUUUCUAAAUAUAUUUUUAUAUCGGUUGUUUAACACUUAUGGGAUGAAAUGUAAUUAAAUUGACACAAUGAUA
Molecule: messenger RNA, 2328 nt
Organism: Thamnophis elegans (Western terrestrial garter snake)
Lineage: Eukaryota; Metazoa; Chordata; Lepidosauria; Squamata; Natricidae
Gene: TBCCD1
Product: TBCC domain containing 1
Exons: 8
Coding region: 242-1903 (553 amino acids)
Biological process (GO): maintenance of centrosome location; maintenance of Golgi location
Cellular component (GO): spindle pole centrosome
Source: RefSeq, a predicted model, not a curated record